This is a messenger RNA of Coregonus clupeaformis (lake whitefish), 3480 nucleotides long. Its product is annotated as mRNA-decapping enzyme 1B. Gene Ontology annotation, molecular function: mRNA binding; enzyme activator activity. Gene Ontology annotation, cellular component: P-body. NCBI's taxonomy places the organism in Eukaryota, Metazoa, Chordata, Actinopteri, Salmoniformes, Salmonidae. The record is from RefSeq and is a predicted model, not a curated record. Gene Ontology annotation, biological process: positive regulation of catalytic activity; deadenylation-dependent decapping of nuclear-transcribed mRNA; deadenylation-independent decapping of nuclear-transcribed mRNA.
GCCUAAUUGUUUACAAUCUGUUCGACAAAACAUGGCUGCUGUCAAGUGAGCUGUUGAUGGUGUACCGAACAGUUACACUUCACUUUUAUGUUCUCUUUAAUUAUUUUAAAUAUUUGAAUUCAUAAGUGUAAUGUGACGAGGAUAGUUUCAAUAGUGUGCUUUUUUACUUUGGAACCGUCACAAAUUCCUUCACCUGCGAUAGCGUGCCAGUUAGCAUUGGUAGCGACCUAAACUAGCUAGCUAGCUCACAGAGAACAAUGACUGCAAGCUCAUCGGGUGGAAACACCUGUCUCACUGCUAAAGGUUUGGACAUUAGUCUCGCCGCCCUGCAAAGACAAGAUCCUUACAUCAACAACAUUGUAGAUGUGGCGAGUCAAGUGGCGUUGUAUACUUUCAACAACCGAUCAAAUGAGUGGGAGAAGACUGACGUGGAGGGGACCCUGUUUGUGUACACAAGGCUGGCGUCUCCCAGACAUGGCUUCACCAUAAUGAACAGGCUGAAUAUGGAGAACUUGACUGAACCCAUCACUAAAGACCUGGACUUCCAACUGCAGGACCCCUUCCUCCUCUACAGGAACGCUCGCUUAGCUAUCUAUGGCAUCUGGUUCUAUGAUAAGGCGGACUGCCAGCGCAUCGCAGAGCUUAUGAAGAAUCUGACGAAGCAGGAACAGGCCCUAGCCCAGCUGGGUCAACAGGCACAGGGUCAGGGGGGCUUGGUGUCUCCUCGAGCCCUGGAGGCAGCAGGGGACCCUGGGAAGGGACAAGGAGUGGACAUCCUGCAGAUGCUGACCAAAGCACGCAAUGAGUAUGACAAGGGUGGUAAUCCAGAGCCUAAGGAGAUAGGAGGAUGUAAUGUCCUUGAUGACAACCCCAACCUGAUCAAACCUAUCCCUGUCAAACCUAUGGAGAGAUAUCCCCAGGCUGUGCUACAGGAGAGGCCUGUUCAGGAUAGUCAAGGAGAGCCCAGGCCUCUCUCUCUGGCCACUCUGUUUGGUGUCCAGCAGCCCAGACCAGAGCUGGUCUCUCCCAUGGCUGGGUCAGGGUCAGGAGGUCCAGGGUCCCAGCCCCAGGGUAAGCCUGGAGGUGUCCGCCCGGCGGUGGCCCGCUCCCUGUCCUACGAGGACCCAGUCCAGGCCCAGCUCCAGGCCCAGGAAGGGGUUCUGAUCUCGGGUAGCAGCCCCCCACAGCACUGCCCUGCCUUCCAGAAGCUCAUGAGGGAUGCUUCCUCCUUCUCCUCCCAGCCUCAGAACCAGCUCCAGAGAGGGGGUCCCAUGGAGCUGCUCCAACCCGUCUCCGAGUCACCCGAGAACGGAGCCCCCUCUGCCCUCCAACACCACCAGCAGAUCCAGGCCAGACAAGACCCCAUCCAGAGACUGUUCCAGAACCAUCCCACUUCCACCACCCCUUCGAUGGCCUCCUCCACUCCCUGUUGUUCCCACCCCCCUCCUCCUCUCAUCCCUGGCCUCCAGUCUGCCCGUCCUCAGCCUCUCCUGGUGGAUGCUUUGGGCUUCCCUGGUUCUCAACACCAUCACCACCACCCUCACCUCCACCUCCCCCCUCACCAGGCCCAGCCGCUGUACUUCAGACCCACCAAGCCCCCCCAGAUGCUGGUGCCCUUGCAGCCCUCACACCCCUCCCAGUCUCAGCCUCCCACCAAACCCAGCCUGGCCAUCCUCAACCUCAAUCACAGCCCUCUCACCCUUUCCCCUCCUUCCAGCAACCCCAGUCCCACCCCCAGCCCUUUCACCUCCAACCCCAGCCAGGUCACCCCCAGCCGGUGCCUAACUGGUGUCGUCUCCCCCCAUGAGCUGCUCCAGAGGCUGCAGCUGGUUCAACAGGAGCAGAGUCUGGUCCCGGAGCCCACUAGGCCUUCCUCCAACCUGGCCCCCCGCUUCCACGAGCCAGCCCCCCCAGCCAUGGGGCAGCACGGCCAGCAGUCAGCUCAUUCUACAGCCAGGUCUCUGGACAGUUGGGCUGACAUGAACUCUGCAGGCACCGCUGCUCAGAAGUUCCAGGUGAUCUCCCCCAAGCGUAUCCCAGCCACGGUGGCUCCUACCCUCCUCCUGUCCCCCAGUGUCUUCUCCCAGGCCAAGCGCCCCCAGCCCAAAGCCCCUGGGGACCCCCACUGCUCACCUGGCCCUCAUCUUCCCUCAGCCCUUAUGGCCCCACAGGCCCCUGAGGACCCCCACCCCAGGGGCCUCUCUAAGAACCAGCUCCAGGCCACCCUGCUGCACCUCAUACAGAACGACAGUUCCUUCCUGGAUACCAUCUAUGAGUGCUACGCCCACCGCUUCUCCGCGGAAGCCACCGCAAACAAGUUCUGAGGCCAGGGCCCUGUUUUAAUGAGGCACGCAAUGGAAAACGUUUCAAAACGCUUUGCAACGGGAAGUGAUAAUAAGCAUUUCUUAUGGGACAAGUCCAGGGAACCCCUCUCCCUGUUUGUCUGUUUUCUUCCGUUCGGUGCCUAAUGAAUAAGUCCUUGGGGUCAUGCCCAAACCGGCACAAUCAUUUUAUAAUCUAAGCCAUUUGCUGAUCUAGCAAAAUUAGUCUUCCUAAUGUGAGCACUGUGGAUUUAAUCUGUGGAUUCAGAUUACAAGGAAAUUCGAUUUUUGUCAUUUUAAGAUGUUUUUAUCAUAAGAAUACAAUAAUUUAAGGUUGAAUGGGAUAUUGUAGUAGGAGCUAUCAAACAAUUGUACAUGUUUUAGAAUGACUGCACUUGUUUUAAAAGAUACCUCUCAACCAAAAAUGUUUUUCAGGCAUUUGACAAUGUUUAAUUCACUUGAAGUCGGAUUUUCGAAGAAGUUGGAUGAGUUUAUUUGAAUGCUUGUACAGUAUACUGUCUUCAGUAAGUGGAAAGUCCUGUUUAAAAUAUUGCUAAUCUUAAUCUUGUGUUACCUCACAAUCACUGUUGGGGUAAAAGUUUCCCAAAGGAAGAAUUAGACCAUACUGUAGCACCUGCCAUUUAUUUUCAUAACGCGAUUGGCUUUAUUUCCAAAGGUCUGAAACGCAAAUGUACAACAACACGGUUCUUCCAGAAUCUUCUGUGCUCACACACGCUAGACUAGUUUGAUAGUCGGUUUAUAUGAAUCAAGCAAAGGGUUUAAGACACUAUUUUAUGUUACAAGAGAGAGAUGAUAGAAUAUUUAUUUCUAUUUUUCUAUGCUGUUCUCAUACCAUCCCAGUUAUAUUACAUUUAAAAACACACCAUUUUGCAAUGACCUGUACCACUGAAACAGGAAUUAGUUUUAAUUCACACAAUCUGGCAUGUGUCAGUUAUUUUCAAACCUGUGGAAUCUGGAGUCUCAUCAUUUUGUUGUUUUGCUUUUGAAAAAACAUUUUUUUUUUUUUUUUUUUAACGAGUCAAAUAUUCUGAGGGACUGCAAAGCUCACUACAUGACUUGUUUCUUUUGUAAUGAUUGAACGGUCUCUGAACCACAACUGAAUUGGAAAUAAAUGAAUGUCUUCUUCAAACUCUUCAAA